This is a messenger RNA of Nerophis lumbriciformis (worm pipefish), 573 nucleotides long. Lineage: Eukaryota; Metazoa; Chordata; Actinopteri; Syngnathiformes; Syngnathidae. The record is from RefSeq and is a predicted model, not a curated record.
AUGUUAGCUGUCAAAAACCGAAUCAGAUUUAGCUCGCUAGGCAUCGCCACAGCGAGGCUGCUCUCAUCCGCUCCUACCGAGAACCCUGUCGUGUUUCUGGACAUUGAGGCGGACGGUGAGCCACUGGGGAGAAUUAUUAUCCAGCUCAAUGCAGACGUGGUGCCAAAGACUGCAGAGAACUUUCGAGCUUUGUGUACAGGAGAGCAUGGCUUUGGCUACAAGGGGUGUGUGUUCCACAGGAUCAUACCGCAGUUUAUGUGUCAGGGAGGAGAUUUUACGAAACACAAUGGCACAGGAGGGAAGUCCAUAUAUGGAAAAAACUUCAAGGAUGAAAACUUUAAGUUAAAACACACAGGAGCAGGAACUCUGUCAAUGGCCAACUCCGGUCCAAACACCAAUGGUUCCCAGUUCUUUAUCAGCACCACCAAAACCGAAUGGCUGGACGGCAAGCACGUGGUCUUCGGACAGGUCACGUCAGGUAUGGACGUCGUUACAAAAAUGGAAGCGUUCGGCUUACACGAUGGUGGUGUGAUCAAGAAAAUAGUCGUGGUGGAUUGCGGGCAAGUCAAAUAA